Pseudophryne corroboree (corroboree frog) is the source of this 2664-nucleotide messenger RNA. It is a transcript of the gene BMAL1, whose product is annotated as basic helix-loop-helix ARNT like 1. The coding region runs from base 307 to 2208 and encodes 633 amino acids. The record is from RefSeq and is a predicted model, not a curated record. Gene Ontology annotation, biological process: circadian rhythm; regulation of transcription by RNA polymerase II. The transcript has 19 exons. NCBI's taxonomy places the organism in Eukaryota, Metazoa, Chordata, Amphibia, Anura, Myobatrachidae. Gene Ontology annotation, cellular component: transcription regulator complex; cytoplasm; aryl hydrocarbon receptor complex. Gene Ontology annotation, molecular function: RNA polymerase II cis-regulatory region sequence-specific DNA binding; protein dimerization activity; DNA-binding transcription factor activity, RNA polymerase II-specific.
CCCUGCCCGGGGAGGCAAGUGCCAGCUCUUGUGGCCAGCAUUUACCAGCAGCUGGCAUCAGUCCAUCACUCUGAGCCCUGGGGCUGCAACCUGAUGGGGGCCAGUGGGUUCUCCAGGGACGCCUAGAGUGCAAGCUUAAUGGGCAAGAGAUGAUGCUGAUGAGAAUUGCUUCUGUACCCUGGGGCUUUUCUUAUUUGUGUUGACGGACAGAAGACCAUGGUUAGUAGGUGACCGCAUGUACCCGCCUCCAAGAGGGUUCUCGCCUCUGGUUCCUAUUUCACCAAGAGAGAUCUUUUAGAUGUGCCAAUGGCUGACCAAAGAAUGGACAUUACUUCAACUAUCAACGACUUCAUCUCUCCGGGUCCCACCGACCUCCUCUCCAGCUCGCUCAGCACUGGGGGAAUGGAGUGUAACCGCAAGAGGAAAGGGAGCCUUACAGAUUAUCAGCUUGAUGGCUUUUCAUUCGAUCACGGAGAAGGCAUGGAUACAGACAAGGACGAUCCUCAUGGGAUGCUGGAAUACGCGGAAGGCCGGAUUAAGAAUGCACGGGAGGCUCACAGUCAGAUCGAGAAGCGACGCAGGGAUAAAAUGAACAGCUUCAUCGAUGAGCUGGCAUCUUUAGUGCCCACGUGUAACGCCAUGUCUCGGAAGCUGGACAAGCUGACCGUGCUGCGGAUGGCGGUGCAACACAUGAAAACUCUACGAGGUGCUACAAAUCCAUACACAGAAGCAAACUACAAACCAACAUUUCUAUCAGAUGAUGAGCUGAAGCACUUGAUUCUCAGGGCAGCGGACGGGUUCCUCUUUGUGGUUGGCUGCGACAGGGGGAAAAUCCUGUUUGUUUCAGAAUCCGUUUUCAAGAUUCUCAAUUACAGCCAGAACGACCUGAUCGGACAAAGUUUGUUUGAUUAUCUACAUCCGAAAGACAUUGCCAAAGUGAAGGAGCAGCUGUCGUCCUCGGACACCGCUCCUCGGGAGAGGCUCAUCGAUGCAAAAACUGGGCUCCCCGUCAAGACUGACAUUACCCCCGGACCAUCGCGGCUGUGCUCGGGGGCCAGGCGGUCGUUUUUUUGCAGGAUGAAGUGUAAUCGACCUUCAGUCAAAGUAGAAGACAAAGAUUUCCCUUCAAACUGCUCGAAAAAAAAAGGAGACAGGAAAAGCUUUUGCACUAUACAUAGCACUGGAUAUUUAAAGAGCUGGCCGCCGACAAAAAUGGGCCUGGAUGAGGAUAACGAGCCAGACAGCGAGGGCUGUAAUCUUAGCUGCCUUGUCGCCAUCGGGCGUCUGCACCCGCACAUAGUACCGCAGCCUGCCAACGGGGAGAUCAAAGUGAAAUCCACAGAGUAUGUCUCGCGGCACGCCAUCGACGGCAAAUUUGUGUUUGUAGAUCAGAGGGCAACUGCAAUUUUAGGGUAUUUACCGCAAGAACUAUUAGGGACAUCUUGUUACGAAUAUUUCCAUCAAGACGACAUUGGGAACCUCGCCGAGUGCCAUAGACAAGUGUUACAGAGCAGAGAAAAAAUAACAACGAAUUGUUUCAAGUUUAAAAUCAAAGAUGGUUCAUUCAUUACCCUGAAAAGUCGCUGGUUCAGUUUUAUGAACCCGUGGACCAAAGAAGUGGAAUAUAUCGUCUCUACCAACACUGUUGUAUCAACAAACGUAAUUGAAAGCGGAGAUUCUGCCUUUUCCCAGCUGACGGCCUCCCCGCUCACCAUGGACAGUGUCCUGCAGUCAGGAGAAGGUGGCGCAAAGCGGUCCCAUCCGACAGUGCCAGGUAUUCCAGGGGGAACGAGAGCGGGUGCCGGAAAGAUUGGCAGAAUGAUUGCUGAAGAGAUUAUGGAAAUUCACAGAAUACGAGGCUCCUCGCCGUCAAGCUGCGGGUCCAGUCCGCUUAACAUCACCAGUACCCCCCCUCCGGACACCUCCUCCCCUGGAGCCAAAAAGAUUUUAAAUGGUGGCACCAUGGACCUCUCAAGUUCCGGAUUAGGAGGCGGACAGAUCCAGGACAAUUCCGGCUUUCCGUAUUCAGACGGCUCCUCCAUGCUUGGUGAGAAUUCACAAAUGGGAAUUGAUAUGAUAGAACCGGACCACGGCUCGAGCAGUCCCAGCAACGAUGAAGCAGCAAUGGCCGUAAUUAUGAGUCUGCUGGAAGCAGAUGCAGGACUUGGCGGCCCAGUGGAUUUCAGUGACUUACCCUGGCCGUUGUGAGUUAGCCUGGUCUGACACCACAAGAGUGACAAAGUGCAUUAUGGGAGCUACGACGACUCAGUGCCACUUGGGCCUGCAAAUCCUCGCUGUGGGGUGCGCACUCUACCGCCAAUGAAGAUGACGCAAGAUCGCUUUUCUGUCUAAACUGUUAAAGCCAUAUCAGAUCACCGCGCUCCAGUGUUAGAAUCCGCUCCAGUGAUGUAUAGAGCUUUGCAUUCAUUGUAUAUUUUGAAAUCUUUUUUAAAAAAAAAAACACGAAAAAAGUCAUUGUGCAAAUAGGCACCCGUGUCGGCAGAUCAUCAUUUCAGACAGAUGUUGUGUGUACACUACAGAGCUCCCCCAAUGGAUAUUUCUUAUUACUUGUAUAAAAGAUGUUUUAUUGUAAGAAUCCUCUAUGCUAUACAUGGUAGUGUCAUAGUUACAUAUUUUUUAAAUAAAUUGUUUAAUUGUUCUACA